AUGGUGCUCGAUAUUAUGACGGGUUUUGAAGCGGUUUUCGACGCGGAAAACGGCGUACCUGGCGCGGAAGGGUGUAAAAAGGUCUGCGGAGUACUGAAGGUAAUGGCGCUCAUCUGGAUAGUAUUCCUUGCCGUGGCCGGGCAUAGUCAAGCGGACACAAUCGUGCGACAAACUCGACUUGGCAUGGUCAAGGGAAUACUUAUAGAGGCGUACGGAGGACUGGUCGAAGUUUACAAAAAAAUACCCUUCGCCGAACCGCCACUCGGAAACCUGCGGUUCAAGGAGCCCGUACCGCGGUCACCCUGGGAAGGGACAUACGACACCACAAAUGGAACCAGCGUCUGCCACCAAGUGUUGCGAGCGACCUUUUUUAAAAGCGCAGAAAACUUCACCGAAGACUGCUUGCAUCUCGGCAUUUGGACGCCCUCGGAAGCGGCGAACAGCCCCGUUAUAGUCUGGAUUCACGGAGGAGGUUUCGCGCGCGGAAGCGGCUUUGGAGAGACGAGUGAUGGUCUAGUGCUCGCUGCAACCAGAGGACUAGUCUUUGUUGCUAUCAAUUAUCGCCUGGGAAUUCUGGGGUUUUUGAACGCCAACUCGCCACACGCUCCAGGAAACCAGGGACUGCUCGAUCAACAUCUGGCGUUACAGUGGGUGCAAGACAACAUCCGCUUCUUCGGAGGAGACCCUGAAUCCGUUACGAUCAUCGGCAAUAGCGCAGGAGCCAUGAGCGUUCAUGCUCACAUCUUAUCCCCCAUGAGUAGAGGUCUAUUCAAAAGAGCGGUGAUGCUGAGCGGAUCGCACAACAACAUCGACUUCAUGGAGAGCGUUCACGAAAGUACCAUUAAGGGAAACGACGUGGCUAAGUUGCUAGGGUGUUCUCAAUACGGCAGGGAUCUUGUCUCUCAUCCCGACGAGGUUAUCGAGUGUUUAAGGUCGAAGACCGCCGACGAACUCGCCCUUGCCGUAUCCGAAGUCACUGCGCCCAAAUCAUUUUCGUUUUUCCCAACGUUUCACGACCAAUUCUUACCCAGGGUUCCAGCAGUAGCCAUAGAUCGUGGUUUCUUCCAAGACAUUGACGUCCUUGUGGGUGUCACUUCGGAUGAAUGUUCGGUGUUUGUUGUCAUUCCACCGGAAUCAGUCCUCUUCAGAGAGUCAAUGGACGGUAUCGACGAAAACACCCUGGAACGUGCGUUACGGGAAAAGGUUUCGUUGUGGACACGUUUUGAUAUACAAGUUAUGACAGAAGAGUACUUGUCCAAAGUUCCUGCUGGAGACAAGCUGGCGCUGACGAAAGCUUAUUUGAACAGUGUUUCGGACAGGCUAUUUAACUGCCCGGUACAGUUCUUUGCCGAGAAGCAUGCGGCAAGAGGAAACGCGGUCUAUUCUUUCAUAUAUUCGCACAGAUCGAAGAAAGAUGGCUUCCCCUCAUGGAUGGGCGUACCUCAUCACACGAUGACUCCUUAUUUAUUCUCUCAGCCCUGGAAAGCUAAGAAAAACUUCACAGAAGAAGACAGGACGGUCAGCGACAACUUUGUGACGAUGAUUGAGUCCUUCGUCAGAAACGGAAAACCUGUGUUGCCAAACGGUCGUGCCUGGCCAAAGUUCACCAAAGAAACGCCCAUAUCGAUCAUGUUUGAGUACAACAAUUUCACCAGCGUUCGUGGCUAUCGAAACGACGAGUGUGAAAUUUGGAGAAAAGUUCUCUAA
Ixodes scapularis (black-legged tick) is the source of this 1707-nucleotide messenger RNA. RefSeq names its product acetylcholinesterase. Gene Ontology annotation, biological process: choline metabolic process; acetylcholine catabolic process. Lineage: Eukaryota; Metazoa; Arthropoda; Arachnida; Ixodida; Ixodidae. The transcript has 3 exons. Gene Ontology annotation, molecular function: acetylcholinesterase activity. Gene Ontology annotation, cellular component: plasma membrane. The record is from RefSeq and is a predicted model, not a curated record. The coding region runs from base 1 to 1707 and encodes 568 amino acids.